Messenger RNA from Bacidia gigantensis, 306 nucleotides. RefSeq lists its product as uncharacterized. Lineage: Eukaryota; Fungi; Ascomycota; Lecanoromycetes; Lecanorales; Ramalinaceae. The record is from RefSeq and is a predicted model, not a curated record. The transcript is spliced from 2 exons. The coding region runs from base 1 to 306 and encodes 101 amino acids.
AUGUCUUCCAAUAGCUAUUCCACUUUUCAGUCUUACUCCUCGUCAAGUUACUCAGACUCUACCGGUACUCGCUACGAGCAAAAGACAUACUCUAAUCCUUCUGGCACAACAACGCAGCGCAACACGCAGGAGGCUGGAAAACCAAUGGUCAGCGAAACCACAAAUGUCCCGUCAGGCAGACAUGUGGGUGGGAUCGGAAAUGAUCAGCGUCGUAUUGAGGAUGUCACAGAUGAUCCAGCGGCAGCGGACAAAAAAUAUGAAGAGCGUAUUGAGGACGAGUACGCCAAGCGCGAAGGAGGUGCUUGA